Messenger RNA from Stegostoma tigrinum, 2800 nucleotides. Its product is annotated as C-C motif chemokine 19-like. Gene Ontology annotation, biological process: lymphocyte chemotaxis; chemokine-mediated signaling pathway; neutrophil chemotaxis. Gene Ontology annotation, molecular function: chemokine activity; CCR chemokine receptor binding. The transcript is spliced from 4 exons. NCBI's taxonomy places the organism in Eukaryota, Metazoa, Chordata, Chondrichthyes, Orectolobiformes, Stegostomatidae. Bases 118 to 408 code for a protein of 96 amino acids. The record is from RefSeq and is a predicted model, not a curated record. Gene Ontology annotation, cellular component: extracellular region.
UGACAGCCUGGUUACCUCACAAUUCAGCCUGUCACCAGCAGGCUCUCUCUCACUCUCUUACUCUCUCUCUCUCUCUCUCUCUCCUCUUGUCAUCGGCUCUACCUGGAGACUGGCAUCAUGAGUAUUCGCGUUAUGGCUGUUCUUCUCCUCUGCGCCAUCGCUUGGCACACCUGUGAAGGGGGCCGGGGGGACGAUGGUGCAUUUGACUGCUGUCUGGAUGUCAGUCACAAAAUGAUUCCCAGGCGAAUCGUGGCAGCUUGCAAGGUGCAAGAUGCCUCAAUGGGAUGCCGUAUCUCUGCAGUGAUAAUCACCACGGUGAAGAACAGGAAACUGUGUGCUCCACUGGGCCCGCAAUGGGUGAAAAGAUUACUCAAGAGAUGCGAAAGGCAAAAACAGUUGCUAGCAUAAUGACCUCAACAACAGACAAUCAAGGUUGAAGUGAAAUACUGUGGAAGUACCGUGACUCCCGACUGGGACUCUUCGUAGUCUGCAGCAUCUUUCGGCUUUCUCCUGCUUUACUUAAUGACAAACUCUAUCAGGCAAUCCCAGACUAAUGUGAAACUUUCUUCAAGUGGUAAAUGUACCCCUGAGCCACUUGCAGUUUUAUAUUCAGUUGUCAGAGAUGUGCAUCACUUCAUCUUUAUCACAUUUUGCAACACUGCUUUUAACCCAUUAGAGGCCACAAAAAUCUGACAUAGUCACACUGAAAUCAGCACAAUUAAGGGACAGUGUAAACAGAAUGGUACUUUUAUUCUAACCCUUGUGGUCCUGUUUUUGAAAUUUCCCCCCUCACUCGUAACUUCUGAGUGCAAAUAACCAUUUCUUAUUUUCUUUGCACGGAAGACAUCAGUUGCAUUGACUGAGCCAGCAUUUAUUGCCUCAUCACUAACUGCCCCUUGAGCCAGUAGUGGUGAGCUGAGCUGAACUCAUCCCCAGUGUCACACUGACUGAUGGUGAAGUGAGCUGCUUCUAUCAGCAGAGGUAAUGGGAACUGCAGAUGCUGGAGAAUCCAAGACAACUUUGCUUCUAUCAGCAGAUGGUGGAGUAUCUGGUUCCCAAUGGGAUUGGUGUUCGUGGAGUGACACUGAGGUGAUCCUUGGAGCACAAUGUGCUUCAAAGAGGAGGGCAUUUUUUUCACUGAGGACAUGCAAUAAAAGGAGGGUGUGAAUUAAUCUUGCUGAAAGACUCUUCAGCAAUCAGGAAAAGCAUAGCAUGAUUAAAGGGAGUCAGCAUGGCUUUGUGAGGGCCAGGUCAUGCCUUACAAAUCUUAUUGAGUUCUUUGAUGAAGUCACGAGACAGAUUGACGAGGGUCGAGCAGUGGAUGUGGUGUACAUGGACUUCAGCAAGGCAUUUGAUAAGGUUCCCCACGGCAGGCUCAUUCAUAAAGUCAGGAGGUAUGGGAUACAGGGUGAUUUGGCUGUCUGGAUUCAGAAUUGGUUGGCUGGCAGGAGCAGAGAGUGGUUGUAGAUGGUAAGUAUUCUGCCUGGAGGUCAAUGCUGAGCGGUGUCCCUCAGGGCUCUGUUCUUGGACCUCUGCUCUUUCUAGUUUUUAUAAAUGACUUGGAUGAGGAGGUUGAGGGCUAGGUUAGUAUGUUUGCUGAUGACAAAGGUUGGAGGUGCCGUUGAUAGUAUCGAAGGCUAUUGCAGGCUUCAGCAAGACAUUGACAGUAUGCAGAGCUGGGCUGAGAAACGGCAGAUGGAGUUCAACCUGGAUAAAUGUGAAGUGAUGCAUUUUGGAAGGUCGAACUUAAAUGCUGAAUAUAGAAUUAAAGGCAGGAUUCUGGGCAGUGUGGAGGAACAGCGGGAUCUUGGUGUUCAAGUGCAUAGCUCCCUCAAAGUUUCCACCCAAGUGGAUAAGGUUGUUAAGAAAGCAUAUGGUGCUUUGGCUUUCAUUAACAGGGGGAUUGAGUUUAAGAACCGCGGGGUUAUGCUGCAGCUCUACAAAACCCUGGUGAGACCACACUUGGAAUAUUGUGUCCAGUUCUGGUCGCCCUAUUAUAGGAAAGAUGGGGAGGCUUUGAAGAGUCGAUAGCCAGGGACUUUUCCCCAGGGCAGGAUUGACUGCCACGAGGGGUCAUAGUUUUAAGGUGUUAGGAGGAAGGUAUAGAGGAGACGUCAGAGGGAGGUUCUUCACCCAGAGAGUUGUGAGCUCAUGGAAUAGUUUACCAGUGGUAGUCGUGGAAGCGGAAUUAUUAGUGACAUUUAAGCGACUGCUGGACAUGCACAUGGACAGCAGUGAAUUGAGGGAAAUGUAGGUAAGGUUAUUUUAAUUUUGGAUUCGGAUUAUUCCACGGCACAACAUCGUGGGCCGAAGGGCCUGUACUGUGCUGUACUGUUCUAUGUUCUAUGUUCUAAUCAGGAUUCAAUUUGGAAGCGCAUAAAAUGGAGUCAGUACUCGAGACAAAAGCAUGUCAAGAUAUACAGCAGAACCUAUAGCCUGGAUAGCUCUGUUGGUUGAGCGUCAGACUUUUAAACUGAGGGUCCAGGGUUCAAGUCCCUGUCCAGGUAUUUGGUUUGCCAGCACCUUUGAUGAGAGUAGCUCUCUAAAGCAAGUGCCAUUUCUCAGGUCAGUUAAGGAUAGGUAACUCUUAUUAGCAAUAUCAAUUUUCUGGGAGCACAAUGGUAAUGGAAAUUCAGGUCGAGUUGAUAUCAUGCCAGAUAAAUAUCUCAGUGGUGUUUUCGUAUCCUAAUCAUUUUCAUUUAUUAAGGUACAGUAUUAUGAAGUGAUGCACAGCCUCGCAGCUAAUUAUCUGUAAACAUUGUGCUUAUUGAAUAAAUAUCCUGAUUCCUCAAUAUCGAAU